CUUUGCCCGGUGCUGUGGGGGUCCCACGGCGGAGAUGCUCGCUGUGCCGUGUCCGGAGUGGCUCCAGCCCCCGGGGGGAGCUCAGACCUGCCGGCUGGAAUUAGCCAUACCGCAGCAUCCCCCGGCACAGCCGCUCCGUGCCCAGCCGGCGCCGCAGAACUGGAGACGUUGUCGGGGUUUAGCCGGGGGCAGCCGGGAGAGGGGCGAUCACAUGCUCUCCUGCCCGGGAUUAGACGUGGCUGGCUGUGCUGGGGAGUCGUGACGGGGAGCUUUGCUGGGGAGCCGUGCCGGCCACCGGCACUCUGAGGCCAUGGCCCUGGGCAACCGGAGCCGGCCGCGGCAGCCCUGAGGGCUCGGCGGGGAUGGGUGGCCCCGGAUGAUGUCCUACCUCCAGCCUCCUGGCCGCGACCCGGAGCGCUUUGAUGGGCUGUCUCUCAUUUACUGGACACUCAUGGGACCAUACGGGAUGGACCGAACCGUGCAUUGCUUUGAUUUCUGUGACUGUGCAAACGGGCUGGGUAUUAAGGUAAUUGGUGGCAUCAAGGAACUUACUGGAGAAGAAUAUGGAGUUUAUGUCAAAAGGAUCCUUCCAGGGGGUGUUGCUUACGCAGACGGGCGCCUGCAGCCAGGAGACCAGAUCCUGGAGGUCAACGGAGAUUCCUUAAUUGGAGUUACAAGCGAGAGGGCUGUGGACAUCUUGAGGACGGCGUCGGCCACCAGCCACAUGCGUCUUCUUAUAGCCCGCGAUGACGAUGCCAGGAGAGAGUUCUCUGAGCUGCUGGAGAAGUUCGGCUCCCAGAGCAAUACGGGCUCAGCGCGGAGCUCGCCGAUCCUGCACGGCGGCAGUCGAUACCUGGAAAGUACAUCCUCGGGCUCCUCCUCGCGCUCUCAGAGCCCACUGCUGCUGAGCCCCGCCAAUUCCCACAGCCCCAUCAUCGGGAACCCGGCGCAGCCCCCCCACGCACACUACUCCAUUGAAUCAGGAAUCCAGAGCAUUUCUAUAGCAAAAUCCUCCGGCUUAGGGCUGACAAUCAGUGGUGGAUCUAACAGGCCUGAUGGCCCCAUGAUUUAUGUCCAAGAGCUUAUGCCAGAUGGUGACUGUUACAAGGAUGGCCGGCUCCGCCCUGGUGACCAACUAAUUGCUAUCAAUAAAGAUUCUUUGGUGGGUAGCACACACGAAGAGGCCAGAAAAAUAAUUGCAAAAGCCAAAUUCAGACGCGAGGGAAACACAGAAGUGGCCUUUAUUCCUGGAAGGGGACGGUUACAUCCUGGACUGUCAGCUCAUAACAACAUCUCGUCGCCACCUCCAAAGGCUGUGGGAAACGGUCUGAGUUCCUGCAGACUGAAGGUCCAUGUGAGGUCUCCAGAGAAUAGACGUGAAAAUCAUUUUCCUGUGCCUUCUUUGUCACCGGACAUUUGCCCACCAGAGCUUACCAUCUCAGCACCUGCUUCAGCAUCUAAUCAUAAAGCAGCUUCAGGCACCAAACCAAAAGUAGCGUUGGAUCCCCAUGUCCGGCUCAAGGAUGGGAAACUGGAGCUGGUUCUGCAGUAUCUUGGUCUGGAUGUGACUGAGGAGAAGAAGAGGCAGUUACGGCAAAGCUUGACCACAGACUCGCAGGGGACGGUGGCCUACGGAGAUCUUCUCCAAGCACUCAGGGAUCUGAUGCAGGAGGAGCUGGACCAGGCUGGUCUGGAUUCCAGCUCCAUGCUCUUCACGCAGCACGAAGUGGCCAGUUUGCUGGAUACAUCGGCUUUUCACUCUCCGACCUUCGACUCUCUCAGCUGUAAUGGCAACGAGGAGCUGGAGCAGCUGCAACUGGAAAUGAUGGAUCUGCGGCAAGAAGUCCGAAGGCUAAAGUCUCUCCUGAAAGAGGUGGAGAACAGCAAGAAGUCAAUGGAAGAUGAGCUUCAGAGACUGAACCAGAAAGCACUGGGGUUCCUCUUCGAGAACCGAACGCUGCACAGCAAACUGCAAAUGGCAGAGGUUGUGCAGAAACAGGCUCACAGCGCGGAACAGGACUAUGAGGAAGUGAUCCACUUGCUGGAAGCUGAAAUUGCAGAACUGAAGAUGCAGUUGGCAGGGAAGAAAGCAAAACACGUCUCUGAAAUAGAGGAGGACAUCCUGGAACUGAAAAGACAGUUGUCCCUGGCUGACGGCCAGUUACGAAAAUCAGAAGUCUCACGGAAGCGCCUGGAGAUCUGCAAUAGGAAACUGCUCCUGUUUGUGCAGAACGUUCACAAGGUCCUGAGCACACCCAGUCAUUUACCAGAUGGGAAAAGAGUCAACAGUGAAACAGAAGAGGAUAAAACAGACGCAGUCUCAGAUACAUCUCUUCCAUCUUCAGAUCUUGUUGACCUUUUGCUAUCAGAAGCUAAAGAACUGCUAGCGCCAAUCCUCUCCAACAAGGACGCUUUGCCAUCUGACAGGGACCAGUGCCUGCCUGCUGAAGGAAACCCAAAUUACAAGGACCAUCUUCAUCAGAAGACCACAUGGCCGCCUCCUGCAAGCCAGACCAAGAGCGAUCAACCGCAGCCACCAAGUCCAACCAAUGAACUGCCUAAGAAGCCAACAUAAACCUCCCUCGGCUUGCUCGUGCUCCAAACUGCGACUGUCCGUAACAGCUGCUGCUGUGCCGGGAGAUGGGAAGGACACACUGUGGGUGCUUCAGCUUCCAGGCAAACCAGACUGAGGAACAAGCUUUCUAACACGAGACUAAUUCUUCCUAACUACCCAAGACUUUUUCAGCAACCUCCCCUGCGCGUCUACCUCUGAGUUAUCGUACAAGGCUAUUUGCUGACGGUUUUGCAGCUUUAUAGGAAAAAAUAUUCUCAAGAGGCUACAAGGGCCUGGAUUUCACUGGCAGCCUUUUAGAGCUUGUACUCUGGGUAGUAAGAGGAGCGUGAACAUACCCAAGGGACUUGGGGGUCUCCAACAGAUUCCUUUUGGUAUUUCACAUGAAAAACCAAAGUAUAUUUAGUGACUGUAAUCAAAGCAGCUUAAUCUGUAGCGUCCUAGCUGUCUUCGGAUAGGUAUUUCUCUUUUUAUUCUUUUUGUAUAGCUUAUCCCAGCUGCAAUGCUUGAAAUGGAAAGCACCGUCUCAGCUAGGUGGAGAAAGAGUGCAGAGAGAGCCGGCAGUACGCUACCGGUGACGAUGUAUUGCUGAACACCAAGCAAGAGAGGACGUAGUGAACAUAUUACAAUCAAGGCCCACAGUGUCACUUGGAAAUUAGAUACACAUGAUGCAAGAUAGCAUGUGGCUAGCA
Molecule: messenger RNA, 3264 nt
Organism: Grus americana (Whooping crane)
Lineage: Eukaryota; Metazoa; Chordata; Aves; Gruiformes; Gruidae
Product: syntaxin-binding protein 4-like
Exons: 22
Coding region: 377-2575 (732 amino acids)
Molecular function (GO): protein binding
Source: RefSeq, a predicted model, not a curated record